Molecule: messenger RNA, 621 nt
Organism: Hirsutella rhossiliensis
Lineage: Eukaryota; Fungi; Ascomycota; Sordariomycetes; Hypocreales; Ophiocordycipitaceae
Exons: 4
Coding region: 1-621 (206 amino acids)
Molecular function (GO): protein dimerization activity
Source: RefSeq, a predicted model, not a curated record
AUGCAAGUCUACGGCGCUUGCAUGGAGGCAAGCCCGGAAGGGAUCUACUACAGCCGUCGCCGCUGUUGGCAGCAGUUGGGUCUUCGUGCAAUGUCAUGCCGCUGGGAUGUCACCCCCCUUCUGCCAGGUGGUGGGGCUACAGACCCUGCCACGUGCAAGGACCAGGCGGCAGAAUUUUUGGCCCAAUUAAAAACCGCCGCCCGUGACGAAUCAACAGCUGCUGGCCCGGUGCUAACGAGCUGGGUGAAGAAAGCAUGGGAAGACGAAUACAAGAACCUACCCGCCGUUCUUACUACUCCCUCUAUCGUUCCCGAAUUGGAGCUCGAUGAGUAUGACCGGCUGGCACAGGAGCUUGAUGUUGUGGGCACAGAAGAGGACGCCGACGAAUACGACUCCUACACCUCUCAGCCGCCCAUCCCAAUCGAUGGCUCUCCCCUCGCCUGGUGGCUCCGUGCUGAGCAGAAGGAGCGCUUUCCUCGAUUAUCAAAGAUGGCAAUAGACAUUCUCUCCAUACCUGCCAUGUCUGCUGACCCUGAGCGCACUUUCUCUGGGGCGCGGCGUACAAUCUCAUGGGAUCGCAUGCUUCUUGGAGCAUCGACAAUUGAAAAGGGGAGUGCUUGA